This is a messenger RNA of Cylindrotheca closterium, 1200 nucleotides long. The record is from the annotation of a GenBank genome assembly. Lineage: Eukaryota; Bacillariophyta; Bacillariophyceae; Bacillariales; Bacillariaceae.
AUGCCGGCGUCAGCUUCAUCUGCCCUUGUCAAUGUCGCAGAGGACGCAGAGCUUCGUCUGGUGCGUCUCCUUGCUGACUCUGCCCCCUCAACACGAGCUGGGUUCGUUCAAGAUUGCGAAGCUUGCAUUCUUCAUGGGGAUGCUGCACAACUAAUGCGGACAAUCUUGGAAGAGAAAGGGGCAAUUUCAGCAUUAGUUUCGCUGGAAGAGGAAGCUGUCUCUGCAGUAUCCUUGUUAGCUGCUCUUUUGGACAGAGUUAAGGAUGUCAACAGUUCAAAACUAGUAGACGAUUUGGCUGAUUCUGUUAUCCGAGCGACGAGCACUGAUGAGACUUCGAAGGCCAUUUCUUUGCUAGCCACUUUGUACAACAUGAGAUCCGAACCUUUGGAAAAAGUUGGACUACUCGUUAAAAUGAUCACUCUUGCAACUGCUCGUCAACCAGCCCUUUUGGAGUCGAGUAGCUCAUUCCUUGGUCGAUGGAUGGAAGCUUCAAAACUUUCAUCGAUGCUAGACGAGUGGCAAGUCCAACCUGUAAACAGACGAGCGCUUUAUCGCGCAGUGGCAAACGGAACGACUUCGGCACUUUCUGAGCAGAGAUUUACUCUUCUCACUGUCGAAACUUACAUCAAAACGGAUGUCGAUACCGAAGCCCUGGAAACUGCGAAGAAAGCAGCAAUUGGAGCUAUUCGAGAUCCGGUUUCUCUCUUCGCUGAGCAGCGAAAAAUCCUAUCCCUUCCCGCAAUCCAAGCAUUGAAGGAAAAAUUUACGCCACUUCUUGAUCUCUUGAAGGUUUUCCAAGAAGGUAAAUUGGAGGAUUAUCAAUCAUUCGUUAAAACGAAUGGGGGCGAAUCUGUUCUAGCACAGUGGAAAUUAUCACCGACAGAAUGCACACGACACAUGCGUAUUUUGAGCUUGUGCAGUCUUGCUGCGGAGCAUGAGGAGAUCCCAUACAAAGUAGUCGCAAAAACAUUGCAAACAGAAUCAAGUGACGUGGAGAAAUGGGUCAUUGCUGCUGUUUCUUCGGGGCUCCUGUCAGCAAAAAUGGAUCAAUUACAAGAGCAAGUUAUUGUCGAGCGCUGUGUUGUUAGAAAGUUUGAAAUCGAACAGUGGAAAGGAUUACAAUCGAGACUGCACCUUUGGAAAAAUAAUGUUGGGGGCAUUCUUGAAGCCUACAAGCAAAGCCAACAACAAAAGCAAUAA